AUGUCUGAUUAUUCAAUGGAAAGUGAUAAAGACAUUAUUUCUGAAACUUAUGAAAGCAGUAUAUAUAAAAAAGAAAUUGAAAUUAAUGAUAAAAUAAAUAUUGUUAAUGAAGAAAUUAAUAAUGAAGAAAAUGAAGAAAUAAUUAAUCCACUUUUAUUCCACUUUCAAGAAAAAUUAAUAAAAACUGAU
Funneliformis caledonium is the source of this 189-nucleotide messenger RNA. Lineage: Eukaryota; Fungi; Glomeromycota; Glomeromycetes; Glomerales; Glomeraceae. The record is from the annotation of a GenBank genome assembly.